Molecule: messenger RNA, 713 nt
Organism: Cariama cristata (Red-legged seriema)
Lineage: Eukaryota; Metazoa; Chordata; Aves; Cariamiformes; Cariamidae
Product: serine/threonine-protein kinase 35
Exons: 1
Biological process (GO): axon extension; peptidyl-serine phosphorylation; autophagosome organization
Cellular component (GO): cytoplasm; autophagosome
Molecular function (GO): protein serine/threonine kinase activity; ATP binding
Source: RefSeq, a predicted model, not a curated record
GUGAGAGGAUCCUGGGCUAUGCGGAGGAGCCUUGCUACCUGUGGUUCGUCAUGGAGUUCUGCGAAGGAGGAGACCUCAACCAGUACGUGCUCUCGCGAAGACCUGACCCAGCGACAAACAAGAGCUUCAUGCUGCAGCUGACCAGCGCCAUUGCCUUCCUGCACAAGAACCAUAUUGUCCACCGAGACCUGAAACCAGACAACAUCCUGAUAACCGAGAAGUCUGGCACCCCUGUUCUCAAAGUGGCCGACUUCGGGCUGAGUAAGGUCUGCGCUGGCCUGACUGCUCGGGGCAAGGAGGGUGGGCAUGAGAACAAAAAUGUGAAUGUGAACAAGUACUGGCUGUCUUCGGCUUGCGGCUCCGAUUUCUACAUGGCGCCCGAGGUUUGGGAGGGACACUACACUGCCAAGGCUGACAUCUUCGCCCUCGGCAUCAUCAUCUGGGCCAUGAUUGAGAGGAUAACUUUCAUCGAUGCGGAGACCAAGAAGGAGCUGCUAGGGACUUAUAUCAAGCAGGGGACCGAGAUUGUGCCCGUUGGGGAAGCGCUGCUAGAAAACCCAAAGAUGGAGCUGCACAUCCCUCAGAAACGCAGGACUUCCAUGUCUGAGGGGAUCAAGCAGCUCUUGAAAGACAUGUUGGCUGCUAACCCGCAGGAUCGACCUGAUGCCUUUGAGCUUGAAACCAGAAUGGACCAGGUUACAUGUGCUGCUUAA